Messenger RNA from Prionailurus viverrinus (fishing cat), 330 nucleotides. Its product is annotated as keratin-associated protein 17-1. Lineage: Eukaryota; Metazoa; Chordata; Mammalia; Carnivora; Felidae. The record is from RefSeq and is a predicted model, not a curated record. Bases 1 to 330 code for a protein of 109 amino acids. The transcript has a single exon.
AUGGGGUGCUGCCCGGGGGACUGCUUCACCUGCUGCCCUCAAGAUCAAGACUGCUGUGAAGUGUGCUGCUGCCAGCCCGCCUGCUGCGGCUGCUGCGGGUCCUGCUGCGGCUGCUGCGGGUCCUGCUGCGGCUGCGGGGGCUCGGGCUGCGGGAGCUCGGGCUGCGGAGGUUGCGGGAGCGGCUGCUGCGGGAGCGACUGCUGUGGCAGCGGCUGCGGCUCGGGCUGCGGGGGCUGCGGGUCCAGCUGCUGCGGGUCCAGCUGCUGCGGCUCGUCCGGGUGCUGCGGCCCCGUCUGCUGCCAGCCCACGCCCGUUUGCGAGACGAAGUGA